GUCUUGGCAACGCUGCCCGUACCAAGUCCAAACAAAUCCAACCCGUGUGCUCCAAGAGAAACGGCCCGGACGGCAACGAAGCGUGUACGGUGUGACCUUUAAGAGGACGCAUACAGCCCCUCAUUCUCUUCAAACUACAAACGAACCAGAUUGACAGGAUCAACUACGUUCCUUCGUACUACACCCCCAGCUACAAGUCACCGAUAAGCAUCCAGGAGACACCUUCGAGAGGAAAGUUAAGACUACAAGAUGGCCACUCCGACGACAGAUCUCGCAACGGCCGCUACCGACCUCGCUGAAGCAACCUCCGCCAUAUCCGCCGCCCAAGCAACAGCCUCCGCACUGUCCUCCACCCUCGACAAAAUCAAAUACGCCUGGUCUUCCCCCGACCACUGCGUCCACGAGAAUUGGUGCAGAAUUCCGGCCAUCAUUAUCAUCGUCAUCGGUAUCUCCGUCCUCAUCUCGUUGAUUUGUUGUAUCCGGGGUUUGAUCGCGUGUUGCUGUUGUUGUUGUCAGUCGUGUUGUACCGGACGUGGGAGUCCGCGUGGUCGAAGCCGGACUCAAAGUUUUGGAACGCCGUAUACGCAGCCGCAGCCUAUCAACGUAUACACUCAACCCGCACCCGUACAAUCUCCACGCGCAGACUACCUACCAAGCAUGCCAGCAAGCUGGAGUGGAUACAAUAAAGUCGAUACGAAUCCGAAUGCGCAUGCGCAUGCGGCGGACAAUGGGUAUGGACAGAACAAGGGGUAUUAUGAGAUGAGUACUGUUCGAGCGACGAGUCCCGGGCAGCCGCCGUCGUAUAACUCGAGGAACAACAGUUAUAAUGCGGCGUAUGCGGCGUAUGGGGCUCCUGAGGCGUACGGUGAGGCGCCGCAUCGGGGAGGAUAUGGCGGGCAGGAUGCAUAUAGCAACAAUUAUGGGAGACACGCAGCCGUGUAAGGAGUUAGUGAGGCUUGAAUUGUGAAGACCGUGAAGAUGGAGGGGUGAUGAUAGGGACGUCAAGGGCUUGGAGUUCGGGAUCUUGCUUUUCUA
Messenger RNA from Saitoella complicata NRRL Y-17804, 1035 nucleotides. RefSeq lists its product as uncharacterized. The record is from RefSeq and is a predicted model, not a curated record. The coding region runs from base 250 to 942 and encodes 230 amino acids. Lineage: Eukaryota; Fungi; Ascomycota; Saitoellomycetes; Saitoellales; Saitoellaceae. Gene Ontology annotation, cellular component: cellular bud neck; plasma membrane. The transcript has a single exon.